Molecule: messenger RNA, 617 nt
Organism: Sphaeroforma arctica JP610
Lineage: Eukaryota; Ichthyosporea; Ichthyophonida
Exons: 4
Coding region: 172-465 (97 amino acids)
Biological process (GO): protein sumoylation
Cellular component (GO): nucleus
Molecular function (GO): ubiquitin-like protein ligase binding; protein tag activity
Source: RefSeq, a predicted model, not a curated record
CGCAAUUUCUAAAUACACCGGUUUGUAUCGCAUAUCCAUCGGCAUCGCAUCAAACUAUAUAUUUUAAUAUAUGCACCUGCACUGCUAGUCACUGAGAUAGUCACGUAUACAUAUAUUUUUAUACCUAUUUCAAAUACAUCACAGCUACCUAGAUCAGCUACCUAAAUCAACAUGUCUGAGCCAAGCGAGGAGAAGCCCGACAUUAAGGGCGAGGGAGGUGGUGAGCAGUUGCACCUGAAGGUUGUUACGCAAGACGGAACCGAAGUCGAUUUCAAAGUUAAGAAGACGACACCCCUUUUCAAGCUAAUGAACGCAUACUGUCAAAGACAAGCUAUCGAUCGCAAGAGUGUUCGAUUCGUCACACCGGAAGGAACCGUCGUACAAGACGAUAUGACUGCCACUGAUUUGGAGCUAGAGGAUGGGGACUCCAUCGACGUCAUGCAAGAACAGACCGGAGGAAUGUAAAACAUACGAGAAUGUAGGAACGCUUAUUGAUAAGAACUGUUUGGUUAGAUACAAACCAAACACGCGCGGAAAGCUCGACUCAUAUAACCUUGGCACACCACUGCCAUUCGUAUCUCUAUAAAUGUAACAUUUCGUCGGCUUAAACUGAUGGC